Molecule: messenger RNA, 1893 nt
Organism: Effrenium voratum
Lineage: Eukaryota; Dinophyceae; Suessiales; Symbiodiniaceae
Source: the annotation of a GenBank genome assembly
GGCCCAGGAAUGCCGCCUUCGCCGCCGCCAUCGGCGCUGCACUGAGAGCCGCAGGCGAAGCGCGCGUCGCGGCGCUUCAUCCGGGUGAAGCGGAACACGGCCAGUCCAAUGGCCUGCGGUGCUUGGACAUCGGCACCGGCACCGGCCUCCUGGCCCUGAUCUGCCGUGACCUCGGCCGCGACCUGCCAGGACUGCAGGUCCACGCCUGCGAGGAGAACCCUUUGCUCUUUUCCAUGGCCAAGGAGAUCAGCCGAGGCGCGGCAGCGAGCUCCACCUCGGUGCUGCAUUUGGCGAACAGCCGCUCCUUGCAGCUGGACCCCUUCGAUCUCAUUUUCUGCGAGGCGGUGGAUGCCGAGCUCCUGGGCGAAGGUUUCUUGGGGACGGCAAUGGACGCCUGCGAGCGCCUCUUGAAGCCCACUGGCCAGCUCAUCCCAUGCGGCGCCACGGUGUAUGGCCAACUCAUCUGCUGCCCCGCCCUGCAAGCCUUUUUCUCUUGCGACGGAUUUCAGCUGCGUGGCGAAUGCAUCCUCCGCAGAGACGGAGCACUGUGCGACUUUUUAGACAAGAUGGAGCACCGAAUCCUCAGUGAGCCUGUGGAGCUGCUACGGGUUUGCUUCGACGAGGUCGAGCAGAUGCGAGAGCUGCAGGGGAGCACGCGACUGGCCAGACUAUUGGCGCUGGAGGAGGCAACAGCGCACUGCAUCGUGGUCUGGUGGGACCUUCACUUAGACAAGCUGGGGAACUCCAUUUCCUCGCGCCCAGGGCGCUUGGAGAACCACUGGCCUCAGGCCAUUUGGCCUCUGUGGCAUGACGAGGAGAAUCGGCUUGGGCGGCGUGUGGCGGCGGGUGAGCAGGUGCCUGUGCAGGUUAAGGUCGUCGAGGAUCGGAUCGAUGUGAGUGAGGUUCGAGAAGGCACAGAGAAGGGCGCGCAGGAUCCAUCGCAGGAGCUCAAAGUCUCCAGCGAGGAGAUGCAGUGGCUGAACGACACCUUGCUGUGGAAGAGUCUGGAGGCGCACUGCCGCGGUGGUUUCGACCGCGUCUUGGACGGGUCAAAGUUGCUGCCUGCUGGCCUGGUGGUUGCAUCGCGGACUAUGGACGGCCAGCCGCUCAUGGCAUGUGCCGCCCGGGGCAGCUCAAUCCGGUGGCUGGAGGCAUGCGGAUUGCAAGCCCACGGCCUCGACUGCGCUCCUUCGGACGUGGUCCACUCUGCGCUAUCUUUGCCAGCCUGCUCAAAGGCCAGCUCGCUGGCGUUGCUGGUGCCAGACGUGGUGCAGCGAUCAGGCGAAGCCAGGCCCCAGACGCUGGCGGAGAUCGUCGCAGCUCACGAGCUCUGUGCAGCAAUGGGCAAGACGUUGACGGUCUUGCCGCGCGCUCUGCGCCUAACGCUGACCUGCAUCGAGAGCCCAGCGCUCGCAAGCCGGAGCCGUGUCUUGCGGCCUGUUGACGUGGGAGGGGGUCGAAGCAUUGACGUGAGCGGCUUGAACAUGCUUGCGCCCAGCACCUUCGAUAGCAUCUCCCAGGCGAAGCUGGAGCAGAAGCAGCUGGCACCCCCGCAAGCUGUGCUCGAGCUCGCCCUGUCGAGCGAGCUGGUGGAGACCCUCAAAGGUCUCAACGGGCGGAGGCUCAGGCUGGGCCCUGUGACGUGCGCCGGGCAACUGCACGGCGUGCUUUGCGAGUGGUCCUGGUUGCUCCCCGAGCUCGAACAACGCCUGAGCUUUGAGAAGGCCGGAGCUAUCUGGCCGCAGGAUGUGCCGGGCGCGGUUCGCGUGGGCGACUUUGUGAUGGUCCGGCUUCGCGCGGAUUUUGCGCAGGGUGUGAGGGUCGUGCCGCUGCAGAUCCAGCGUCCAGCGUGACAGGUUGCGCAGAAUCGCCAAAGAACAAGCCCAGCGGCCA